Molecule: messenger RNA, 2679 nt
Organism: Annulohypoxylon truncatum
Lineage: Eukaryota; Fungi; Ascomycota; Sordariomycetes; Xylariales; Hypoxylaceae
Product: Gaa1-like protein
Exons: 7
Coding region: 1-2679 (892 amino acids)
Biological process (GO): attachment of GPI anchor to protein
Cellular component (GO): GPI-anchor transamidase complex; membrane
Molecular function (GO): serine-type endopeptidase activity
Source: RefSeq, a predicted model, not a curated record
AUGCCGACGAUACAAGGCUUCAAUACGCUACGCGCGCGCUCGUACGUGUUCCGGCUGCCGCUGUUUACGCGCGCAAUGAUAGUCAUUAUGGUGGCGUUCUGGCUCGCUGGUCUACAAUCUGCGUGGGAUGUGCGGCAAUGGGGCGCUCUGAUCCCGGAUGAGUUGGGCAUCACGACUAUGUACCGGGUGAACACGUUCCCUCUGAUCCACAUCAACUUCUUUCACGCCUUUUUCAACAUCCUCUCCUUGACGCCGCUGCUAGAGAGAUUCGAGACCGAGUUCGGGACAUUGACUUCGCUUGCGCUGUUCUUUGGUCCUUUGACGACAAUACCGGCCUUCGUAUACAUCUUCAUAGAAAAGUUCCUGCUAAGGGGCAACACGGCUGUCAUGGGUGCUAGUAUUUGGGUGUUCCUUCUGUUGGGUAUAGAGGCUAUUCGAACAUAUCGAACCAACCCCUACCUUGUAAUUGGAACUCAUCAUGUUCCGACUUGGACGACACCCCUAUUGUUGGUAUUGGUCGUUGAGGCUCUUAUCCCUAAUACCAGUUUCGUUGGUCAUCUAUGCGGUGUAGGCACGGGUUACCUAUGUAAUCUAGUUGGCUUGGGCUAUCUUAAAUUCCUAUCACCACCUGAAAAGGUGCUCCGGUGGAUCGAAAGCCGACUCAAUCUAUUGGGACGAUUACCUCACUACGUCAGCGUAGACCAGAAGACAUACGGACGUUUCGGAGUAUUGCCGACGAGUAACUCGACCAGUUCAACGACACCAUUAGGCCUGAUAGGUUCUACGCAGAGAAUCCCAAAAAAUGUAGCUGCGGCGUUGGUCCUCCGCCGCGAUCCACGACUCCUCAAGCUCCCUCCAUACAUCUCGCUCCUAUGCAUUAUCGUUGGUGUCGUAUGGCUCCUAGUCCUCCCACUCGACCAGUACUCGCGCCGCACAUACAUCAGUGAAAACGCCCUACUACCCGGACAGGUUCACACCUACUUCGGCGGAAGCGAUCAGAACGUAUUCCGUGCCUACAGACACGAAGUCGAUGCGCUGUACACGGCAAACAAAACCAAUGUCGAAGUCAACGACGAGCUCGAGCGGAUAUUCAAGGGCGUCGGGCUUAAGGUCGGCAGGCAAAAUUAUACCUACAGCUCCGGAGGGAACACGUACGGCGGCGAGAACGUGUAUGCGAUCCUCCAGGCCCCGAGGGGCGAUGCGACAGAGGCUAUCGUGCUGGUUGCGGCCUGGAAAAAUGUGAUGGAGGAAUUUAAUCGCAACGGCCUGGCGCUUGCCCUUGCCCUGACAAGAUACUUCAGACGCUGGUCCUUAUGGUCGAAGGACAUUAUUCUUGUUGUGCCGCCGGAUAGCAGAGCCGGACCCCAGGCUUGGGUCGAUGCGUACCACGACGCCCAUGACCCGGCCAGUGUUGCCUCACUGCCCAUCAAGUCCGGUGCUCUGCAGGGCGCCAUCGCGCUCGAUUAUGCACAGGAGAACCGCUUCGAGUCAGUGCAUAUCGUGUAUGAUGGCGUCAACGGACAGUUGCCGAACCUGGAUCUUAUCAAUUCAGUUGUUAAUAUCGCGAGCGGUCAGAUGGGUAUGGAGUCCACGUUGCAAGGCAUGUGGAAGCACAACCAGAAAUACGACGAUAACCUGAAGACGGUGCUAAGAGGGAUGCUGAGGCAGGCGUUGGGACACGCGUCCGGUCCGCAUAGCUCGUUCAUCCCGUACCAUGUCGAUGCCAUAACGCUACAGCCGGUGGGUAACGGGUGGCAUGAUGAGAUGGGACUAGGACGGCUAGUCGAGGGCAUGUUUCGCAGUCUGAAUAAUCUGCUCGAGAAGCUGCACCAGAGUUUCUUUUUCUAUCUGUUGAUUCAUAAGCACCGGUUCGUCAGCAUCGGCACAUAUCUUCCUAGUGCUAUGCUGGUCGCGGUGAAUUUUACGAUUAUGGCUAUUGCGCUGUGGGUUAAGAGUGGGUAUAAGGAGGUUGAGAAGACGAAGGAGGAAACUAAUGGGAAGGUGAAGGAUGGUGAGGAGGUGAAGGGAAAGAAGGGAGCAGCGCGAGCCUCUACGACGGUCGAGAGAGAAGCUAUCGAACGAGAGACUUUGCUCCCACUUACUCUUGUUGCUGGCUGUCAAUUCAUUGGGGUCAUUCCGCUCUUUAUUUUUAACCAGACGCCAUCUAACCUCCUCACACCAAUCUUCGCCCUAUUUGCCGUCUUCAACACUGCCUUCCCACACCUCGCCUCCUACUUCCUCACAAACAGCAUCCGCAAACCACCUACGGCACAGCAAUACCAGCUCAUCAAAUCCUUCUCACUACUCCUCCUCGGCAUGUUCCUCUCCUCCCUCGCCACGCUCAACUUCGCCCUCGCCUUCCUCGUCGGGCUGCUGUCCAGCCCGCUGUCGUUCACGCGUCCCUGGCCCGGCAACCAGGUGACACGGUACGCGCAGGUGCUCCUGUUGCACGCGCUGAGCCCGCCGACGGUGUUGCUGGUCGGCAGCGCGGUCGCGGGCGUCGGCGUCAGCACCGUGCUCGAGGAGGCGGCGUUCGGGUGGCAUGUUUGGGGCUUGUAUACCCCGCUCGUCGUCUGGUGCGUCUGGUGGCCCGCAUGGAUUGUCGGGUGCCUUGUUGUGCUGGGACAGCCGCUAGAGGGGGCAGAUGCGGAAGCGGGAGGGAAGGAAAAACGGUCGUAA